Mixia osmundae IAM 14324 is the source of this 1169-nucleotide messenger RNA. RefSeq lists its product as uncharacterized. Gene Ontology annotation, molecular function: ketoreductase activity. The coding region runs from base 99 to 1103 and encodes 334 amino acids. NCBI's taxonomy places the organism in Eukaryota, Fungi, Basidiomycota, Mixiomycetes, Mixiales, Mixiaceae. The record is from RefSeq and is a predicted model, not a curated record. The transcript is spliced from 10 exons. Gene Ontology annotation, biological process: fatty acid elongation. Gene Ontology annotation, cellular component: endoplasmic reticulum.
GUGUGAUCGAUCAAGUCUUGAUCAUGACGGCCUAUCAUGUCAAUCGCAGAGAAUCAUAAAUAGCCGGCUUCACGUGCCGACUCCACACGCAAGUGACGAUGGACCGUCUGCGCUUACUCGUCGUACAAGACGAUGCGAGCGUCUACUAUCUCUCCUUCUUUGCGCUCGUCGGCAUACUCGUCACAACCUCGUUGCUCUACGACUGGACUCGACUCUGGCUUGGCUACAUCUUCGGUGGACCCUCCAUCACGAAGUAUGGAGCCAAUACAGGCGCAUGGGCAGUCGUCACGGGAAGCACAGCAGGCAUCGGCUAUGAGUUUGCCAUGCAGCUCGGCAAGGCAGGCUUCAACGUCGUGCUCAUCUCGCGCAGUCAAGACAAACUCGACAAGGUCGCCAAAGAGCUCGCUGAAAAAUGUCCCCACAUCGAAUCUGUGACGCAUGCUAUUGACUUUGCUCAGGCUAGCCCGGCGCAGUACGAGAAGCUCUCCUACGCGCUCAAGGGACUCAACAUUGGCGUGCUCGUCAAUAACGUCGGUCAAAGCCACGACUACCCAGAGUACUACCACGAACUCGACUCUGACGAGAACGAGCGGAUCGUCGAGAUCAACGUCUUGUCUGUCCUGCGAAUCACAAAGCUCGUCUUGCCAGGCAUGGUCGAACGUCGACGAGGACUGAUAUUGAACGUCGGUUCAUUCGCCGCAUUGAUACCAACGCCGCUGCUAUCGGUCUACUCGGGUUCCAAAGCUUUCCUCUACACUUGGAGCAAUGCCCUCGGAAGCGAGAUGCAAGACUUCGGCAUCACCGUCUCGCUCCUCAAUACUUACUUUGUCGUCUCUAAGCUGAGCAAGAUCAGGAAACCCAACUUCCUCACGCCGAUGCCGCAAGCCUACGUCAAAUCGGCGCUUGCACAUGUUGGAGUGCAAGUGGGUGCAGUCUCUGCGGCGCCUUUUACUUCGACACCCCAUCUCGGUCACGCGAUCGUUCAGUUCAUCAUAGAUCAUCUGGGGACAUGGACCAUGUGGAUCGCCUACAACAAGCGAUUGCACAAGGAUAUCAAAGCACGCGCAUUGAGGAAGAAAGCCCGGGAUAGCAAAGCGAACUAGUCGGAGCACGCUCUGUAGCGAUACCAAACAAUGUAACACUAUCAUGGCAGUGACCUUGCAUUGGCU